UUCCCGUGAGAUCUCGACGCCGGGGCGAGGAGGGAGAUCCAAGCGGGGCGCGCGCCGCCGCCCGCGGCGGAGCCAUGGAGGACUUGGAAGAUAAUACCACUGUCUUCUCCACCCUGAGAUCCCUCAACAACUUUAUUUCACAGCGCAUGGAGGGAGUGUCUGCACUGGCUACACCAGGAUCCUCUCAAAGCUCCUUGCAGAUUCAAUACCAGCAGAGGGUGCAGUUGGAAGAACAAGCUGGGCAGAUCCACUCCAAAUCCCAGCUCCUGCAGGUGGAACGAGAGAAGAUGCAGAUGGAGCUUAGCCACAAACGAGCUCGCAUUGAGCUAGAGAAGGCAGCCAAUACCAAUGCCAGAAACUAUGAGCGGGAGGCUGACCGUAACCAGGAGCUGCUCACACGCAUAAAGCAGUAUCAGGAAAGGGAAACAGAAGCUGAAAAUAAACUGAAAGAGCAAAUGGAGAUGAACAAAUCCUAUAAGAAGAGCAUGGAGACAAUGAGUAAGAAGCUGCAAGAGAAGGAGAGCAAAUUAGCUGAAGCUAAUGAAACAAUCACUAUAUUAAAAGGGAAAAUAUCAGAGCUGCAAUGGAAUAUAAUGAAUCAAGAGAUGCAGAUGACAAGCCAAGACUCUCAGAAGCAGGAGCUAAUGGAACAGCUGGAUGUCCAACAUAAAAAAUGGCAAGAGGCUAGUCAGCAAAUCCAAACGUUGCAAGCAAACCAAUCUCUACUGGCAGAAUAUGAACAGAAGAUUAAGGAUCUGGAACAGAAGUUCUCCCAGCAGGAACAUGAUGCUCUAAUUGUCAAGAACAUGAAGGCAGAAUUGGCCCGUUUCCCAAAAAUGGAGCGGGAAUUGCGCCAGCUAAGGGAGGAAAAUGCCUACUUCAGGGAAAUGAAAGAAAACAAUGGAUUACUUAAAGAGGAGGUAGAAGGUCUCCAAAGAAAACUGGAACGCUAUGAGAAAGUCCAAGCACAGCUAGUGACCGUUGAAUUGGAAAAUGAGAAACUUCUGGGAAAAUUAAAAAGCUGGGAGAAACUGGACCAGAGCACUGGCUUGAAUAUCAGGACACCUGAUGAUCUCUCAAGGCAAAUUGUGGCCCUGCAGCAAAGGGAGCUUGUGCUGAAAGAGCAGAACUCUACCAUCACAAACAGUGCCCGAAUACUGGAGAAGGCCCGGCAGCAGCUACAGGAAGAAAUACUACGGAUUCAGAGCCAGCUCUUGGAUGAGAAGAAGAAGCGUGAGCAGCACGAAGCGCUGGUCAGACGGCUGCAGAAACGCGUACUGCUACUCACGAAGGAGCGUGAUGGGAUGCGAGCAAUUCUGGAGUCGUACGACAGCGAGCUGACCCCUUCGGAGCACUCGCCCCAGCUGAACCGGCGUAUGCGUGAGGCUGAGGAGAUGGUGCAGAAGCUGCACGCUCAUAACAGCGAGCUGGAGGCUCAGCUGUCUCAGGUCCUGGAAGAGGUGGGAAAUCAUAAGCAAAGAGCAGAGAUGCUGGAGGUGGAGAUGAAGGUCCUGAAGUCUCAGGAGUGCACAGCUGAGCAAAGUACCGUCAUCACCAAGGAGGAGGUUGACACGCUCAGGCUGAAAAUUGAGGAGCUGGAGGCUGAACGUAGCAAGCUCGAAGAGGAGAACAGAUCUCUGGAAAUUAAGCUGGAGAAGCUAACGCUGCAGGGUGAUUACGACCCCAGCAGAACCAAAGUUCUUCAUUUCAGCAUGAACCCAGCGAGCUUGGCCAAGCAGCAGCGCAAGGAGGAGCAGCAGCAGCUCCAGGAGGAGUGUGAAAGGCUGAGGGAGCUGGUGAGGGUGCUCGAAGGAGGAGGCUCCAUCCCUGGGAAUCUGGAAGGAGUUGGGAGUUUUCAGUCACCGCAAGAAAUUGCAGAGCUGAAGAAGCAAGUGGAAAGUGCAGAACUGAAAAACCAGCGUCUGAAAGAAGUUUUCCAGACCAAGAUCCAGGAGUUUCGCAAGGUGUGCUACACACUAACGGGCUACCAGAUCGACAUCACGACUGAGAACCAGUAUCGACUCACCUCCAUUUACGCCGAGCACCAAGGGGACUGCCUGCUUUUUAAGGCCUCCAGCUCCUCUGGUGGAAAAAUGCAGCUUCUGGAAACCGAGUUCUCACGAACCAUCCGGGAGCUCAUCGAACUCCACUUGCUUCGCCAGGACAGCAUCCCGGCCUUCCUCAGCGCCCUCACCCUCGACCUCUUCAGCCGCCAGACCAUCGCUUAGCAUCCUGCCACCAGCCAGGUGUGGAGCACUCCUGGGCAGGACACUUGAGGUAGCGAGGACAAAUUCUUCCCUCCCACCCUUAAUUUGUGGCAUUGGGUUGCUUCUGCUUUGCAGGGAACUCCUCCUUUCCCUUUCUUUCAUGCUGAAUCCCAAACCGCCCUGGUUCCUCUGAAAAGCAUCAUUUCCCUCCUGUGGGAGGGCAAGCCUAGCUCCGUCCCAGGGCUUUCCUGUGCCAGGACCCAAAUCCUUACCUUUGAACUGGGAAAUGUGUCCAUCACUGCCCAGACUGUCUCAGCAUCUCUCUGGGAAUAUGGUGGGAACUGCUGGUUUGAGGAGCCACAGCAUCACCAUUUGCAGCUUUUCCCAAAAGGAUCCCCCAAAUCUGGGCCCCAGCAGAGAGAUGAACCUUGUGGGAGGCUGGUGCUUCCUGCCCCCGUGGUUGUCCUCUCCUAAUGGGAGCCAAGGGCUUGGUCCCUGUCCUCAGGGACCUGGGGAACUAUCAGUCGUGAGUAGCAGGUUCUUUGUGGAUACCUCCUGCUCUUGCAAACAGCUCAUCACUCAACAGGGUUGAAAUUAUUUUCAAGAUAUCAAAUUACCCGAGUCUGCCAUCACUCUGCAGACAAGCACAAGCAUAAAUGGCCAUUCAAAGACCCCAUACCUGUGUUGACACCUCUGCGUUGUGUGGGUUUUGUUCCUCACCGAGACUCUUGGGCUGUUGGUUAUCUCAGAACUGCAGAAGGUGGGAGGGAGCUCUUUGGGGUGUGCUCAUUGCUGCUGACGUUAGCCUGCUGCCUGCCACCAGGCUGUGGGUACCUGCUCACCUUGCUGGGGGUCUCCCUCCUCCUCUCCUGCGUGGAGGAUUGGGCAUCCCCUGAAGUCUGAAAUUUUGCGUUCCAAUGGAUAUAGCUCUUUUGUCAUAAAAAUAAAGUGUCAC
This is a messenger RNA of Grus americana (Whooping crane), 3162 nucleotides long. It is a transcript of the gene MAD1L1, whose product is annotated as mitotic arrest deficient 1 like 1. Gene Ontology annotation, cellular component: mitotic spindle; kinetochore; nuclear envelope. Lineage: Eukaryota; Metazoa; Chordata; Aves; Gruiformes; Gruidae. The record is from RefSeq and is a predicted model, not a curated record. The coding region runs from base 75 to 2228 and encodes 717 amino acids. Gene Ontology annotation, biological process: attachment of mitotic spindle microtubules to kinetochore; mitotic spindle assembly checkpoint signaling. The transcript is spliced from 18 exons.